Babesia sp. Xinjiang is the source of this 636-nucleotide messenger RNA. RefSeq lists its product as uncharacterized. Gene Ontology annotation, biological process: mitochondrial translation. The transcript has 4 exons. Gene Ontology annotation, molecular function: structural constituent of ribosome. Gene Ontology annotation, cellular component: mitochondrial large ribosomal subunit. NCBI's taxonomy places the organism in Eukaryota, Apicomplexa, Aconoidasida, Piroplasmida, Babesiidae. Bases 1 to 636 code for a protein of 211 amino acids. The record is from RefSeq and is a predicted model, not a curated record.
AUGUCUAGUAAUGGCGUAUGGCAACUACAGUCUAUAGUACUCCGAUACAGCGAAACUGCUCACAGCAGCCGUGGUUUGCGGUUUUACAUGCGGCAUUUACUGGAAACUUUCCAGCGCAGAUACCCGCACGUGGACGUCAGGACACAACAUGAGCAAUAUGAGAUGCCCUCUGCGUUGUUCAGUUAUCUUGACGGAUCGAAGUAUGACAUAAGCCUCAAGGAUCUAGAAGCACGACAUAUUGAAGAGAUCAUACAACUACAUUGCAACUCAGCAGGUGGAAUGGAAUAUUUGAAGCACGGACAAUCGCGAGUGUGGACUACAAACCGAUCCAUUCAGGGAGUUUGGAAACCUACACAAGAUUCUCAAAAUGUGGCACUUUCAUGGUUCAAAUCCAAAGACUCACUUUGCACGGGAAGGAAACUCACACCAAGGUCACUUCCAAAGUACUCCGCGAAAUCGCUGAUUCUGAAUUGUGACGCUGUAAAAGGAAAUGGCCGUUGGGGCGACGAAACUAUCUUCCCACGCGGUUUUGAUCAGCAAUAUUUGAAGGAUAUAUUCACUAGGCCGUUUAUCGACCACGAGCUUACACGAAAACAGUACAAAAGGAAUGUAGAUACUGGAGAAAACGAUAGAUAG